This is a messenger RNA of Momordica charantia (bitter melon), 985 nucleotides long. Its product is annotated as dynein beta chain, ciliary protein. Lineage: Eukaryota; Viridiplantae; Streptophyta; Magnoliopsida; Cucurbitales; Cucurbitaceae. The record is from RefSeq and is a predicted model, not a curated record.
CAAAUCGGCCACGUUCGCCCCCCAACGCUCCUCUUAUUUAGUUCUCUCUCUCGGCCGCUCGAGUUUCGAACUCAGUUGAACCGAGUCACGACUCACCGAUUCGUCAGUUCAUUUCCAUUCUCAAUCUCGCCUGAAAAGUUCGUCGUAAACCGUCCCUCUCGUAGGGUUCUUGCUACAUUUCGCUCGUUGAGUGACGAAUUUCGAAUGAAUUUGAAUCUCUGAUUCCAGUUCGUUGCUCGUUUGGAGGACGCAAGGAUGGGACAGGCAUUUCGUCGAGCGGCUGGAAGAAUCAAACCUGCUUCGAGCAUCGAUUCCACCGCCUCUUCGUUGAAAAUGGAGAGCGUCGUCGAUCGGAGGCCUCCGCCGCGUGCGAUCCAGAAGGCUGAGGUGCCGCAGCCUCGAGAGAGCGGCGCCCUUGAUUCAGGUGGUAUCUUGGGAAGUAACUCUGAAAAUGUGCCCGAAGAACGAGACCCUCAGUUCGACGCCAUGCUUGGCCAAAUGGUGGGCCGAAUUAAAUCCAAACCUGGAGGAAAACUUGAGAUGGGGGAGGCGGCUGUGGUGGAGAGAUAUGAGAGGCCAAUGCCGAAGCUGCGGAAUACAGAUGUAAAAUCGAGUAGAUACGAAGAUCGGCCAGCUCCACCAGGAACUCUAAACGUAGCUCAGAUGCGCCACGUGAUUCAACUGCAUGAAGGAAAGGCUGAGGAUCACAAUGGGACAAUGGCCGUUCAACAAAUUGCUCAAAGGUAUAAUGUUAGUGUUACACAAAUACACACCAUUUUGCAGUUUCUGUCUCUGCCUCCUGAGGACACUCUUAGAGCCAAAAACAAGGAUCCUAAUUCCUAAUUAACAGGUAUGGAGAAGAUAACAAGGGGGAAGGGGUGAUUAGCCCCGGAUGGGAAAAUUAAAAUUAAAACUUUUUUCUUUAAUACUGAAAAAACGUUAGAAUUAUUAAACUUGCUAUAUCAUACUAACUUUUUGGCAACGU